Salvelinus namaycush (lake trout) is the source of this 1818-nucleotide messenger RNA. RefSeq names its product polypeptide N-acetylgalactosaminyltransferase 17-like. Lineage: Eukaryota; Metazoa; Chordata; Actinopteri; Salmoniformes; Salmonidae. The transcript has 11 exons. The record is from RefSeq and is a predicted model, not a curated record. Gene Ontology annotation, cellular component: Golgi apparatus. The coding region runs from base 1 to 1797 and encodes 598 amino acids.
AUGGCUUUUGUGUUAAGAAGAUGGAGAGUGUUAUUGGUGCUGAACGUGGUUGCGGUUGCGGGGUUCAUGACACUUUGGACCAAGUGCACCCACACCCGAGUAGCAAAAACCAUCGGUCAGGACGAUGUGAAAAGACAAUCACGAUCUAACGGCACUGCUCAAGGUUUGAGCAUCAGUCAUGAAGUAUUGCUAAAGAGACUCGGGUCGUUGGAGGACGUGGUUUACAGACAGCUUAAUGGUCUGUCCAAGUCCCUGGGGCUGAUUGAGGGUUUUGGGGGGCGAGGUAAAGGGGGUUUCCCCGCCACCCUAGCCUCAAAAGAAGAGGCUGAUGCCAAAGUACUGAGGGAGAAAUAUGGAUACAAUGCUUACCUCAGCCAAAAGAUAUCACUGGACCGGUCCAUACCAGACUUCCGGCCUAGCAAGUGUAAAAAGGCCAGCUUCCCCAGGGAUCUUCCAAACAUCUCCCUUAUCUUCAUCUUUGUCAAUGAGGCGUUGUCAGUAAUCCUCCGCUCCGUCCACUCAGCUGUCAAUCACACACCGGCUCACCUCCUCAAAGAGAUCAUCUUGGUGGACGACUACAGCGAUGACGAACAACUGAAAGGGCCGUUGGAGGAUUAUGUAAACAAGCGUUACCCAGGUAUGGUGAAAAUCGUGAGGAACCAGAAGCGAGAGGGACUGAUCCGUGCCCGCAUCGAGGGCUGGAAGGCAGCCAGUAGCGAGGUGACGGGUUUCUUCGAUGCCCACGUUGAGUUCACACCCUCCUGGGCUGAGCCGGUUCUGACCAGAAUCAAAGAGGACCACAAGAGGAUCAUCCUGCCCUCCAUCGAUAACAUCAAGCACGAGACUUUUGAGCUGGAGCGCUACGAGAACUCUGGCCAUGGCUACAAUUGGGAGCUGUGGUGCAUGUACAUCAACCCCCCCAAACAGUGGUGGGAUGACGGGGACACCUCCGCACCCAUUAGAACUCCUGCAAUGAUUGGUUGCUCCUUUGUGGUGAACCGGGAGUACUUUGGGCACCUGGGGCUGCUGGACUCUGGCAUGGACGUCUACGGAGGAGAGAACAUCGAACUGGGGAUCAAGGUGUGGCUGUGUGGGGGCAGUAUGGAGGUGCUGCCCUGCUCCAGAGUGGCUCACAUCGCCAGGAUGAAGAAGCCCUACCACAGCAACAUAGCCUCCAGCACGCGGCGUAAUGCCCUGCGCGUGGCCGAGGUCUGGAUGGACCAGUUUAAGUCCCAAGUCUACCUGGCCUGGAACAUUCCAAUGGAGAACCAUGGGAUAGACUAUGGGGACAUUUCUCAGAGGGUAGCCUUGAGGAAGUCUCUGCAUUGUAAGAACUUUGAGUGGUACCUGGACAACGUCUAUCCAGAGAUGAGGAGGUACAACAACACUCUCUUUUAUGGGGAGAUUCGUAGUAGCAAAGCGACCCAUCUGUGUAUGGACCAGGGAGAGAAGGUAAACCACACGGCCACCCUGCACCCCUGUCACGGAAUGGGACCUCAGUUGGGUCGGUACACCAAGGAGGGCCAUUUUUUCCUCGGCGCUCUGGGCAGUACAGGGGACGAAACACACUGUCUGAUGGACGACCAGGUCUCCAAUUUCCCUCAGCUCCUCAACUGUGACAAAGUCUCCAACACCAGGCUGACCACAUGGCACUUCUCUCAGAACGAGUCAAUCAUCAACAGAGCCACGGGCCGCUGUCUGGAGGUGAUACAGGCGAACGCUUACUUCGGACACUCGCUGGUGCUUCAGACCUGCUCCGGACAGAAGUGGAACAUCAAAAACACAAUGAAGCAGUAGCCACAGCAUGAUGCAGAAUUC